Molecule: messenger RNA, 603 nt
Organism: Drosophila ficusphila
Lineage: Eukaryota; Metazoa; Arthropoda; Insecta; Diptera; Drosophilidae
Product: ribonuclease kappa
Exons: 3
Coding region: 136-423 (95 amino acids)
Molecular function (GO): RNA endonuclease activity
Source: RefSeq, a predicted model, not a curated record
ACUGGAGUUUUGUCACAUGAUAUUCACCUGACAAGUUGUUUGGAUUGGUUUUCGCUUUCAUUGUAAAAGUAUAAUCGUUAGGCUUCGUUGAAGUGGGUAUUACUUUUUAAAGCGCAUUCGACAAAAGAGUUAAAAAUGAAAAUCUGUGGGCCCAAGUUAUCCCUCUGCGGUUUGAUUAUAUCUGUUUGGGGCAUUGUUCAAUUGGUGCUAAUGGGCCUCUUUUUCUACAUAAAUAGUGUAGCUUUAAUUGAGGAUUUACCCCUAGAAGAGGAUUACCAUUCCUUGGAAGAUUUUUAUACAGCUGCCAACAGGGCGUACAAUCAGAACGCCUACAACUGCUGGAUUGCAGCAUGCAUCUACGUGUUGACAUUGUUGCUCUCCGCACAACAAUUCUAUAUGAAUAGCAGAGUGACUGCCAAUUAACUAUUUAAAAAUUAGUAUAUGAACUACGGUUCGUGGUCAGUGUGAGAAAAUUGAGUAGAUUUUCAUCAUGCACCAACAAAUAAAUAGUAUUGAAAUGUUCUGUUUAAUAAAUUGUUAAAAAUGUUUUUAUUUUACAUAAACUGACUAUUAUUAUGUUAAUAAAAUUGAUUUCAAUUCUAA